Molecule: messenger RNA, 2126 nt
Organism: Camponotus floridanus (Florida carpenter ant)
Lineage: Eukaryota; Metazoa; Arthropoda; Insecta; Hymenoptera; Formicidae
Gene: Nmt
Product: glycylpeptide N-tetradecanoyltransferase 2
Exons: 7
Coding region: 126-1517 (463 amino acids)
Biological process (GO): N-terminal peptidyl-glycine N-myristoylation
Cellular component (GO): cytoplasm
Molecular function (GO): glycylpeptide N-tetradecanoyltransferase activity
Source: RefSeq, a predicted model, not a curated record
UUUCAGGGAUCACCUAAAAGCAGGCCAUGACAUCUCUCAGUCUUCUCUCUGCGUUCGUAUACUUUCAAGCAGCGUCACUGUAAGUGACUGUGGACGUUGUAUGCGCAUUAAAAAUCUAUAUUAAAAUGGAGGAGCUGCCACCAGGCGAGCUUCCAGACCAGCGGAACAAAAGUUGGAAAAAGAAAGAUCGAAGAAGAAGAAGAGAACAUGCAUCGGCACAUGCAGCCAGUGGAAAUCACAACAAUAAUAAGGAAGACAAAGAGAAAGAGAUGUCUACUGCAUGCAAUAUCUCUAUUAAGGAGAUCCAGAUGGCGAUGGAGGUAUUCAAUAUGCAACAAAAACCUGCCAAAACUCAGGAGGAAGCGAUGCAAAAGCCCUAUCAAUUUUGGAGCACGCAACCAGUACCAAAAAUGGAUGAAAAAAUUGUUUGCAACGAGCCAAUUGAGCCUGAUAAAACAUCUAUCAGAGCGGAGCCUUAUUCAUUACCUGCUGACUUUCAAUGGGAUACCUUGAAUCUGGAUGAUCCUCUGGUUUUAUCAGAAUUAUACACCCUACUUUCGGAGAAUUACGUCGAAGAUGAUGAUGCGAUGUUUAGAUUUGAUUAUCCUCCCAAUUUUUUGAAAUGGGCAUUGCAACCUCCUGGUUGGUACAAGGAAUGGCAUUGUGGUGUGCGAGUGAGUAAGAGCGGACGUCUAGUCGGUUUCAUCUCUGCUAUUCCAGCUACUCUACGCGUCUAUAAUCAUAUUCAGAAAAUGGUGGAGAUCAAUUUUCUGUGCGUACAUAAAAAGCUAAGAUCGAAGAGAGUUGCGCCUGUGUUAAUACGUGAAAUCACAAGGAGAGUGAAUUUGCAGGGCAUCUUUCAGGCUGUAUAUACUGCCGGUGUCGUUUUACCAAAACCUAUUGCGACUUGCAGGUAUUGGCAUCGAUCCCUGAAUCCAAAGAAAUUAAUUGAUAUCAAAUUCUCUCAUCUUACUCGCAAUAUGACGAUGCAAAGAACUCUAAAGCUAUAUAAACUGCCAGAGAAUACAAAGGUACCAGGUUUCAGAAAGUUGGUUUAUACAGAUAUACCACAAGCGCGUAAGAUAUUACUGGAAUAUUUAGAGAAGUUCGAUCUUGCUCCAAUAUUCUCGGCUGAAGAAUUCGAACAUUGGUUCCUACCACGAACCGGCAUUAUUAAUAGUUUUGUAGUGGAGAAGGAAGGAAAGAUCACCGAUAUGGUAAGUUAUUAUACUUUGCCGAGCUCGAUCAUGCAUCAUCAGACACACAAGACUCUCAAAGCUGCAUACAGUUUCUACAACGUAUCUACUGUGACGCCAUGGCUUGAACUGAUGAUGGACGCAUUAAUAUCUGCACGCGAUUUGGGUUUCGAUGUAUUUAAUGCGUUGGAUCUCAUGGAUAACAAAGAAUUCUUAGAACCCCUUAAGUUCGGAAUUGGCGAUGGCAAUCUUCAAUAUUAUCUAUAUAACUGGCGUUGCCCUAGUAUGACGCCUGGCAAGAUCGGUCUCGUGCUCCAAUAAGCUUCUAGUUCAACUAGUCGCUAUCUAGAGAGAGGGAGAGAAAAAAAGGGAGGAAGAGAAAGAAUCUUUUGCAACUUUGCAAGAGAGAUAGCGAUUCAAUAUGAGCAGACAGUGGACACAUAGAGCAAUAUAAUAGAGAAAAGCAGUAAUGACAGUGUUUGACGAGGAUAAAUGCGACUUUUCUUACCGGCAAGAAUAUAUAAAUGUAUACAGUGAUUGAAAAGAAUACGAAUUUUCUUAGAAUCGACGAUCAAAUGAAUAACUCGAUUACUCGAAAAUCACUUUUGUCUUCGUCGUUGGCGCAUUUGAAGAUUCUAGGUUGGAUUAUACGCAAGCGGGACUACUAUAAAAAUUGUGCAUUGUACAGCGCACGUGUAUAUACGUACCUGCGUGACUUGAGCAAUGUAGAUAAGUAUGCGAUUAAUAACAAUUAUACAUGGGAGGCCAUCCCAUAAUCACCAGUGAAAAUUUUCAAUAAUGUAAGCCUCUUAGACGCCAAAUAACUCUUUAUCCAUUUUUCCUUUACAUCUUCUCGGCUAAUUAGAUGAUACAAGAUAUGCCGGAAUAUGAGCGACAGACAAAUUAUAAAUAAAACGUAAUUUAUCGAGA